This is a messenger RNA of Mirounga angustirostris (Northern elephant seal), 4607 nucleotides long. RefSeq names its product zinc finger protein 213 (gene ZNF213). The record is from RefSeq and is a predicted model, not a curated record. Gene Ontology annotation, cellular component: PcG protein complex; transcription regulator complex; chromatin. Lineage: Eukaryota; Metazoa; Chordata; Mammalia; Carnivora; Phocidae. Gene Ontology annotation, molecular function: RNA polymerase II cis-regulatory region sequence-specific DNA binding; DNA-binding transcription factor activity, RNA polymerase II-specific. Bases 2199 to 3650 code for a protein of 483 amino acids. Gene Ontology annotation, biological process: regulation of transcription by RNA polymerase II. The transcript has 8 exons.
GAGGGAGGUAAAGGGCAGGGAAACGUUAAGUAUGGGCUUUGCUGCAUUCACUCAUUCGUUUUUCAAAUACGAAAUGAAUGCCUGCAUUCCAGGUUCUUUGCUAAACGAUGAGGAAUACGCGAUAACAAAGCCAGACAAGAUCCUUGCCCUCACGGGGUUCCGGUCUAGUGAGGGAGACUGAUAAGCAGAUAAGUGACACAAACAUUGCUUUCAGGUAGUGACAAAUACCAGAAAGAAAGGAACGUGUGAAGCAAUGGAGGGUGUUAGGAACCGACGGUCAGAGAGGGCCCCUUCAAGGCGGGAACAUUUAAGCUGAGACUUGGAGAAUGAUGAGAAGCUGUUUUACAAGGAUUUGGGGGCAGAACCUUCCAAGCAAGGGGAGCAGAAUGAAUAAAGGCUCCGCCAUGAGGAAGAGAUUGAUGUACCAGGAGCUGAAAUGACACCUCUGGUGGGAGGUGCCUGCAGAAGGGGAGGCUAGAAGGUGAGACUUGCCAGAGACUGUGGGCUGAGGUUUCUCCUUGGUAUAUGGCGGAGAGUGGAGAAAGGGAGGUUAUGAAGAUGAUCCAACCUUCCUCAUCCUCACGCUCCUCUGCCAGCCUGUGGUGUGUGGUCAGUCAGGCUGCCUUGCCUCGGUUGCAAAGACAGCACUCCGUGGCCUGCAACUCUGUCACCUCCUAGAGCACCCCAGUUUUUCUGUUUUCAACUAACAAAGUUCGAGGCUAGUCUUGAAGAUUAAUACUACAACCCAACAGGCCACUGACCAGAACAAGCUGGACUCAAAUGUUCAGGGGAAAGUGGAAAAAAUACCUGGAGGGCCUAAAUCCAGCAGCUUCUCAUGUACCUUAUGCUCCUGUGGGCAUGCCCCUGUGACAGGUUCCUGGCAAUACCUAACUCCCUGGGACUAGUCACUCUUUAUUGAGCACUUCCUGUGUGUUAAGAGUUAGUGCUGGGCUCAGUGGUCUACUUGUAUUCUCUCAUUUAUUUAAUUCUGAUAACAGCCCUGUGAGGCAGUGGAUCAGUUAGGAUUACAAAUAACAGAGAUCCAAAAUAGCAGGAUCUUUUUUUUUUUUUAAAGAUUUUAUUUAUUUAUUUGACAGAGAGAGACACAGCGAGAGAGGGAACACACGCAGGGAGAGAGGGAGAAGCAGCCUCCCCGCUGAGCAGGGAGCCCAAUCAAUGCGGGGCUCGAUCCCUGGACCCUGGGAUCACGACCUGAGCCGAAGGCAGAUGCCCAAUGACUGAGUCACCCAGGCGCCCCCAAAAUAGCAGGAUCUUAACCAAGAUAGAAUUCUGGACUGAGACUAAGGAAAUAAUGAGUAUAAAUUCUGGAAAUGAAUAUAAAUCUUCUGGAAAGAAAAUCUCGACUUUUAUUAUUUACAGACUAUAUUUCCUAGCUAGAAAAACAAACUUAAAUAAUUUCAGAAAGAAAAGAAGAGCUAUUGGGUGGUCAAUUUCAAGUCAUUGUAUACAAAUAACUUGUCAUCUACCGGCAGUGCCCAAUAAAAUAUAUGGAAAAGAUCUGGAGCCACAGAUCUGCACUAAAGUAGAGUGUGGGAGCAGGUACAAAUGCAUGGAAAGGAGAACCCAGAGCUCCCCAGCAGGGACGCCGCCGGCCCGCACAGGAAGCUGCCGGUGGGAGAGCGGGGGGCUCCCCGGGGUCAGCGUCCCCGUGGGCCGCGUCCUGCCGCACGGCCUCGGCCGAGGUGCGAAGACUCGCCGCAGGAGGCUCCGCGUCCCUCACUGGACUGCAUUUCCCAGGAGGCUCCACGCCCCGCUAGGAGCGGCUAAAGACUUUGGCGAGGGCGGGGCCAAGAAGCUGGAAAUUAGUAUCCCGGGGCCGAGCAGCGCGCUGGCCUUCGGCCCUCCGCCCUCCACCCACUCGAGGAAAGAACCGGAGGCGGAAGGAAGAGUCCAUUCUCAGCGGAUCCCUUCCGGCGUAUGGCGCACUCUACUCGUAGCUGGGCCAGACGCCGUGUCGGCCCAACAAACCAGCCUUGGCUUUCCCUUUCCGCCCUUCACGGACCAGCAGGGCAGAGAAAUGUGAAAGAACGAGUCUAGAAGCGAACCUCAGCUUGGGGGCACAGGAAUACGUGUCCAGAUGUCCACCUGGCUGCCACAGGGGAUCCCUUUGGGAGACUGAAGGACAGGCUCCCAGGCCAAGGUUGAGGCCAACCAGUCCUGAGCUUUAGGCCAGGGGAAUGGCAGCACCCCUGGAGCCUCAGGACGAGGCCCCUGGGGAGGGAGAAGGGCUGCUGAUUGUGAAGGUGGAAGAUUCCUCCUGGGAGCAGGACUCUGCCCAGCAAGAAGACAACAGGGAUUCUGAGGUCUGUCGCCAGCGCUUUCGGCAUUUUUGCUAUAGGGAUGUGGGCGGGCCCCAUGAGGCCUUCAGUCAGCUCUGGGAGCUCUGCUGCCGCUGGCUGCGGCCUGAACUGCGCACCAAGGAGCAGAUCCUGGAGCUGCUGGUGCUGGAGCAGUUCCUGAGUGUGCUGCCCGGAGGCGUCCAGGACUGGGUUCGAGAGCGGUGUCCAGGGAGUGGCGAGGAGGCCGUUGCCUUGGUGGAGGUCCUGCAGAAACAGCCAGUGAAAGCAUGGCCGCAGGAAGUGCCCUCAGAGGACGUGGAACCUGAGGCUACAGUCCAGGGACCCCAGGCCAAGGGGCUUCCCAUGAAGGUGGGGGCACGAAGCUGGCCACGUGUACCUUGGGAGCAGCACAGCCAUGGUGCCCAGCUUCCUGCUCUUAAAGAAGGGAGUACCAGAGAGACAACCGAUACCUGCUUUACCUCUGAGGCCCAUGGACCUGUGACAUUUGGAGACAUUCCUUUCUAUUUCUCCCGGGAAGAGUGGGGGUCUCUGGACCCUGCUCAGAGGGAACUCUUUUGGGACAUAAAGCGAGAGAACUCCCGGAAUGUUGCCCUGGCUCUGGUCCCGGAACCCAGCGGAACUGAAGAGGCCGCCCCCUCUCGGCUUGCAGGUGUGGGGCUCCAGAGCCCAAGCGAGCGAUCCGGGCUGGAGGAGGCGGUGACGGCGCUGCCGGGCCAGGCCGGCGGCGGCGGCGGCAGCGGGCGCGGCGACGUGACUGUGUCCUGGAACCCCGAGGAGCCCGAGGCCUGGGACGGCGAGGCCCGGCCGGGGGCGCCCGUGGGCCGCGCGGUGGGGGCGCGGAGGGGGCGGCCGCCCGCGCGCCGGCGGCCGCUGCGAGACCUGGCAGCCGAGAAGCCGCACAGCUGCGGCCAGUGCGGCAAGCGCUUCCGCUGGGGCUCGGACCUGGCGCGCCACCAGCGCACGCACACGGGCGAGAAGCCGCACAAGUGCCAGGCGUGCGAGAAGAGCUUCCGCAGCUCGUCGGACCUGCUGCGCCACCAGGGCGUGCACACGGGCCAGAAGCCCUUCUCCUGCUCCCAGUGCGGCAAGAGCUUCAGCCGCAGCGCCUACCUGGCCGACCACCAGCGCAUCCACACGGGCGAGAAGCCCUUCGGCUGCAGCGAGUGCGGCAAGAGCUUCUCGCUGCGCUCCUACCUGCUGGACCACCGGCGCGUGCACACAGGCGAGCGGCCCUUCGGCUGCGGCGAGUGCGACAAGAGCUUCAAGCAGCGCGCCCACCUCAUCGCCCACCAGAGCCUGCACGCCAAGAUGGCCCAGCCUGUGGGCUGAGGGCUGGCGAGGGCCCUGCGGCCAACCCGGAGUGGGGGCUGGGGGGGAUGGUGUCCCCAGGGCGAAGCAGCCACAGGCCCCCGGUGUUCUCUCUCCCCAUCUGCGGCCUCCAUCCUGGCUGCCUGCCCCGCCUCGCCCCUAGGCCUAGCCUACACUCCCAGGGAAUGGAAAGUCCCCACCACCUCGCGGCCAUUCCCCUUCUUGCUUCCCGGGUUUCUCUUGUCCUUUGGCUUCCUGGUGCCCCAGCACAUUCCUGGCCCGUGGCCUCAGCGUGGGAGAAAGGCCUGGGCGUCAGGGAAGUGUGAGGACUCUGGCAGGGCCUGGGGUCCCCCACCCCCCGGCCUUGCUUGCCCCAUGGCUCUUUGUUGCCGGCCAUGUCAGCUGAGUCCGUGGGCCGGGCCCUCUGCCCUGCCAAGCUGUGCCUUCUGGUGGGUGUGGAGGACAGGCCUUGACCUGCAGGAUGCUUCUGGGUUCUGGGAGGGACAGCCCAUCCCUGGGAGGAUCUGGGUCCUGGGUGUGGCCACGGGCUUUCCAGCCCCAUCCCUCCCCAUUUCCAGGCCGUGACCACUUUGCCCCGCCUGGAGACAUGGAAACUGCCUGCCUCUGCUCGAAGCUGACUUGCCCCCAAGCGAGUCCCUGAGAGCGACCCCUGCCAAUCUGGUGUGGGUGGGGGCAGCUCCAGGGACAGGAAGCCCACACUGAAGACCAAGGACAGGGCUGGUGGAGGCUGGCUGCUCCCCGCUGCUCCCCUCUCCAGAGGUGUGGGGUUUGUGAUACUUAACACUAGCACUCUGUUAGCGCUUUGUCGCUGACUCCCUAAGCACUGCAUUCCAUGGUGCCGUCCGCAUUGUCUGCAGAUGGGCAUUUGCAGGGACAGACCACAGGCUCUCCAAAGGAGCUCAGCUCUGCUGGUCUCAAACGGGCAGCAGAAGAUGUUGAAUAAAUAACGGAAACUUC